AGGUUUUUAUAUUUGAUUCUAAAGAUAAUAGAAAUUCUCUCGAGUUAAUGGGAGAGAAGGUAACACGGGCAGAACUGCUUUACAAAGAUUAGUCACUUCAGUGGAGCAUGUAGAGAAAGACUUAUGACAAGGAGAUCAACUAGAAAUCUAUUGCAGGCCUGAAGAGAUGAAUGCCCUCACCAUGGUGAUUGUUGUGUAACUGGAGAGAAAGGAAUGUAUAUGAGCAGUAUUAUGAAGGUAGAAAUGACAAGACUUGGCAAUAGGUGGAUAUUUGGAAUGUGUGUAAGGAAUCAAGAAUAACACUGAAGGUGUCUGGCAGGAUGGUGUUCUAUUGUUCAAGCGAAGAAAUGUUGCCACAGCAGAAGAAGAAGCAGAAGAAGAAGUAAUGUCAGAUGGAGGUUUCCAUGAGGCCCAAAUCAAUAACAUGGAGAUGGCAUCAGGUGGUGUCAUUACUUCUGAUAUGAUUGAAAUGAUAUUCUCCAAUAGCCCAGAGCAGCAACUUUCAGCAACCCAGAAGUUUAGAAAAUUACUUUCAAAAGAACCUAAUCCGCCAAUUGAUGAAGUCAUCAGCACACCAGGAGUGGUGGCCAGGUUUGUGGAGUUCCUCAAACGAAAAGAGAAUUGUACAUUACAGUUUGAAUCAGCUUGGGUGCUGACAAAUAUUGCUUCAGGGAAUUCUCUUCAGACUCGAAUUGUGAUUCAAGCAGGAGCUGUGCCAAUCUUCAUAGAGCUGCUGAGCUCAGAAUUUGAAGAUGUGCAGGAGCAGGCAGUCUGGGCUCUUGGUAAUAUCGCUGGAGACAGCACCAUGUGUAGGGACUAUGUGUUAGACUGCAACAUUCUCCCCCCUCUAUUGCAACUACUUUCAAAGCAGAACCGUUUGACCAUGACUCGGAAUGCAGUGUGGGCCUUAUCUAAUCUCUGCAGAGGGAAGAAUCCAUCUCCAGAUUUUGCAAAGGUUUCCCCUUGUCUGAAUGUACUUUCUUGGUUGCUGUUUGUUAAUGACACUGAUGUGCUAGCCGAUGCAUGCUGGGCACUAUCAUAUCUGUCAGAUGGACCCAAUGAUAAAAUCCAAGCAGUAAUUGAUGCAGGAGUAUGUAGGAGACUAGUGGAGCUACUGAUGCAUAAUGAUUACAAGGUGGUUUCUCCUGCUUUACGGGCUGUAGGAAACAUUGUUACAGGUGAUGAUGUUCAGACACAGGUAAUUUUGAAUUGCUCAGCUCUGCAGAGUUUAUUGCAUUUACUCAGUAGCCCAAAGGAAUCUAUCAAAAAAGAAGCUUGUUGGACAAUAUCUAAUAUCACAGCUGGAAACAGGGCUCAGAUCCAGACUGUGAUAGAUGCCAACAUUUUUCCAGCUCUCAUUAACAUAUUACAAACUGCUGAGUUUCGGACAAGGAAAGAAGCUGCUUGGGCUAUUACAAAUGCCACUUCUGGGGGUUCAGCUGAACAGAUAAAGUACCUAGUGGAACUUGGUUGUAUCAAACCCCUUUGUGAUCUCCUCACAGUCAUGGACUCUAAGAUUGUACAAGUUGCCCUGAAUGGCUUAGAGAACAUCCUGAGGCUUGGGGAACAAGAAGCCAAGAGGAAUGGCAAUGGCAUUAACCCUUACUGUGCAUUGAUCGAGGAAGCAUAUGGUCUGGAUAAAAUUGAAUUCCUGCAGAGUCAUGAAAACCAGGAAAUCUACCAGAAGGCCUUUGAUCUCAUUGAGCAUUACUUUGGGACGGAGGAUGAGGACAGCAGCAUUGCACCUUCAGUUGAUCUUGACCAGCAGCAGUACAUUUUCCAGCAAUGUGAGGCUCCCAUGGAAGGUUUCCAGCUUUGAAGAAAAGUUCUUUUAUGUUCCUGUCAGAUCAGGCUACUUGAUCAAGUCCUCUUGUGGAGCCCACAGCCCUCAUGGAGCUAAUUUCUCAAUGUUUUCCAUAAUACUGUUUGCGCUCAUUUGCUUGCCUUGCGCACCUGCUCUCUUACACACAUCUGGAAAACCUGGCUCUUUGUGGUGGAAAUACCCCCUUAACAAAGGGGUAACCAGAAUGGCCCACCCUCUUAUGGAAAACCAAUAGGCUUUGGAUAUCGGCAUUUAUAUUUCACACGAGUUGUGUGGGAACAUUUAUAUUAAUAUGGAUCCCUGCCUUUGUUGGAAAAAAAAAAAAUUAUUGCCCCUUUGUUCCCCUUUAAAUGGAAAACAAAAAUAUUAUACUGACAAAAGAUAAUACUAACAUUUUAUCUUUUAUUCCACACAACUUGAUUAUAAGUCAAAGGAGAUGUAGACACAUUGUGUGUACUUCAGAGUUCUUUUCUUGUGCUAUUCCACAGUAACCCCUUGGAUUAGUUGGUGAUUAACUCCAGCCAAAUUGGCAUUAAUCCUCAGUGAGAUUAUUGAACUACUCCUUAUUCCUUAGCGCCCCCCCCCCCCCCCCCCAUCCAUACAGCUCUUCAGAUAUUAAAGUAAGCCAUCAGCGCCCCCCUUAUCUUCAGUCUCUGGUGAAUGUGCUUUUUGGUUGUCAAAAGUGAUGAAGAAUUAAUUGACAUUUUUGUUCUAGAAAGUCUAAGUACCAUGAUCUGGGUUGCAGGUCCCCUUAGAGGAAAAGAGAUAAAGGGGCAUAUAUAGCUGUUGCUCCCCUUUGGUCAUGAACAUUUUAGGAUUUGGAAGUGGUUCAGUUUUAAUACUGUUAUGAGGACUCUCAGAAUUAAAACCUUCAUGACAUCUCCCCAGACUUGAACAUGAUGUGACCAGAAGCAAUGUCUCUGCAUUAAUGAAGAAAUGUUUCAGGCUUUGUGGUCCUGACCAAGGUCCUUAAGGUAUUGAAGUUCUCCCUAGGUGCUCUCACUCUCUGUGGCUGUCAGAAAACAUCCAUUUAAGAUUGCUUAAGGAUUGUUUUUUUGUUGUUGUUCUUAAGCAGCUUGAUCUUAACACAUUCAUGCUGUAAACACAACUCUUUUAGCCUAGACCAUCUUUAAUCUGUUUUAAUAUUAACACCAGGAAUAAUAAUAAGGAAAUAACCAGGAAAACUGGAUAGUGUUAUGGUUCUUCCAGCUGUGAAAUAUAGUUCUGUCCACAGCUCCCUCUCUUAUGUUCCCUUCCUACCCAAAAACAAAAUAUCCACCUUCUCAUCAUAGCACUGUUUUAAUUGAAAAGAGGGCAUGGCUUUUCUUUUAACUUCACUGAUGAUUCCAUCCCCUUACUAGUACUACAAUCCUUGAAUUAGUGCUGUGUUUGUGGCUGUGUUGGUGAGGUGCUGCUUCGUGCAUGAUAACCCUCAUCUGUACCGACAAACAGUACCUCAUCUAGUCCACAGCAUGUUUGGACCGGAUCUUUGGAUGAAAAGCUAAUGCCAACGUCAGUUGAAUACGGUUUCUUCUCAGUGCUACUUGGCCAUAGGGAUACAAUGUUGGGACACCAUCAGAGAAGACUUGCUGUUGCCCUUCUGUGCCAAUGGGUUCUAAAGGAAAGCUGCUCACUUCUGUUUCUGAACAUGCCCUUUCAUGCAGCUUUGGAUUUUUUUCUUGUUUUCUAGGAUUCACAGGCACCCCCAAAGUAAACCAUUUGAAAAAUUACCAUUGAUGAGCUUCCCUACAUCCCUAGGGAGCCCUGCUGGGCCUGGGGGAUGUGCAGAGCUUUCAUACCUCAUCAUGAUGCUAUUCACCAUUGGCAACUGGCAACAGCAGCCUGCUUGACAUGACCUGACUUAAAAAUUGUUUUUAAAAAGUCAUCCAAUCCAGAAAGAUGCAAAGACAGUGGACAUUGUCAGCUCCAAGUGUGACACAUGCUUCCUUCACAUCCAGUCUGUAUUUGUGUCUGUGAUCUUGGAUGAAUAACGUCUGAUGUAUGUAUAUUAAUCUUGGAGCAGCCCCUGAAAAACUAGUCCACUCCAUCCACAACUGUUACUUCUUCUAGUGCUGCUUUGUGCUGAAAGAACAUCUAGUUUACUGCACUUGACCUGUAAAGGGACUUUGAUUCUUUGUAAUUUUAGGGAUAAAUUAGGUGGUUAAUUUAAAGAAAAAUCUUCAAUGUUGCCUUUACAUCACAUUAAAAAUAACUUCUCUUUCAGAAGGGUGAUAGAAGCACUGAUUCGUAGCAAAAUCUUGUUUUUAGCUUUGACUUUUUUUUUUCGUGGCUGGAUUUUUUUAAAUUGUAAAUUACUGAUAACAUGUCAUUUCUAUAGGAUCUGUUUUAAAUCAUGUACCUUUUAUUGGACAGUACAAAAAUACAGCAUAUUUUGUAAACCAAUUUGAAUGGAAAAAAAUAUAUAAAGCACAGCAGAAAGUUGUUUCCCCUAAGUUAGUAAGAAUAGUGUAUGUUGGGAAUUUUUGCUAGUAAUGGCAGGUGCCUAAAUGAGUGAAUUAAAACAAAGAGUCCAUUUAAAAUGUGUUCCGUCUUUCUGUCCAAAACAAGGGAUCUUUUCUUUUCCCUGAUAGGGAGCAGGUUUGUGAAUUAUGACAUGGGCUACCUCAACUUCACAACAAAAUUACCACUGCAUAAAUUUUAAGAUUAUUUUAUUGCAGAAAUUAUCCCUCCUUUUCCUUACCUUCCCAAGGUUGGAGGGGGACUUAUUUAGAUCGUGGGAGAAGAUCUCUUAAUAUAGAAAUCCUGUCAGGAGUUCUAUUUUUCUCUGUUCUUGGCUUAUAGCUUAGAGCUGGCAUUAUGGAAUUCAUUGGUUUGGAGUAAAAUAAUAGUCAAGAGAGGGAGGGAAAGGAGUAGUUCAUAUGAAGCACAAAGAUUUACAACAAAUUGUGGGACUACCUUAAAAGGAGGGGGGAGGGUGUGUGGAGGAAGAACAGAAAAUAAUAGGCAACUGAGAGUGAUUCAUGCAUAGCAACUGCUUGCUCUCAGCUAUGGAAAGCCUAACUUCCUAUGUUUUCAGUUCUCAAUUUUCCUACUUCCCCCAGGUUCUUUCUAUUUGCUGUGUUGGUUUUGUGUUUCUAUGUGGCAGGAACUUUUAUUUACUUUUAAUUGAUUUCUCCCCCCAAAAUAAUUUUUAACAAUAAUUUUAUGUAAUUUUUUUCAGUGUAUAUCCAUUUUUUUCCCUUUCAAAAAGAUAUAAUUUUAUAAAGGUGGCCUGUAUUUGGACCAAUAUGCAAUUUAAGUGUUGGUACGAAUGAGGUAAUUAUGAACUAAUUUUGUUUUCUAAAGUUCCUAGUUUGAUCGUUUAAUUUCACUUAUUUUGAGCCAGCCACAAAGUGCCUGUCAUAGGAAGUGUUAAUUUUGUUUUCUGAUGUAUUAAUUAUUGAAUGAACCAGAUAUGUUCACUUUCAACUAUGUGUAAAGACACUCCAGUUUCACAUUAUAUCCUCCUGGCCCCGAGUUAUCCCUUUUCUUAGUUGUUUAUUUUUUUCAAAACUUUCAGGUCUGAAUAACUCCAGUUAGAUUUUAUUGUGAGGAUCAAGGUGGAAAGAAAUCAGUAGUCAUCUGGAGAGACUAACUAGGGUAAGAUUGUUGUGGUAGGGAACAGGAAAGAUAUGGUGCAUGUAGACAGGAAAAGAAAGAUAAGACUAGAACACAGACUUCUCUGUAGGUCUUUUGAAUUCUCUCAUCCUUGUUUUCAUUUACUUUUAGUUGCCUGCUGUGGAAAAGUCACCCUUUGGGUGAUAUUUACUAAGUAUUUUCUUCAUAAACCAGCUGAUCUGAACCUGAACCAACUAAUAAAUCUUUUAUAGUUUAUAGUUUUGAGUUAUUAGUAACUCGGUGUAAUGUUCAUUUGCCUAAACAAUCCAUAUGCCAAAAUCAGAGCUCCUCCAAACUUUAUAUUGUUUUUAAAGCCUUCUAUUGUCAUUUUAAGCAAGUUUGUUUGCUCACCUAGAGCAAAAUUAUUGCCAUAAUUUAAACACUGUUUGCGGUAAUGUUAAGAAGGACUUUGUAAGGUCAGAAGUAUGCCAUGUUCUUUUUCUUCUUUGGAUGCAGUGGAGAAGAUAAAUUUUGUCCAUCUUGAGCUGAGCCUUGGGUAGUAUAAAAUACUUUUUCUGCAGAGUGGUUUCAACAUGAAAAAUAUUUUUCAUGUAGUAUGGUAAGUAAUAAUUUUAAUAUAUAUGUGUAUUCACUCAUAUGGAUCUGACUAAUCUGGGGUUUUUAGAGUAAUUGUAACAUUGCCAGAGCAGUGUGAUUGUCCAGACUUUGCAAGGAGCCUUGUUACUAUUUCAUGUUUAUAGAUCAUAGUUUAUUUCUAAAAAUGACCAAAUAGAUCCUGCUUAAAUUUGGAGAACUAUUCAGAACUUGCCUCAGUUUAUACAUCUGUAAAAUGAUGGAUUGAAAUAGAUGACUUGGAAAGGUCACACAGAGUCAGGGAAUUUGAAGAGUUGGAAGGGACAUAAAUCCAAGUAUCUAAUCCAACUAUCAAAGAAAUCACCAUUGUAUUACACCUGAUAAGUGGUGGUCAUCUAGCUUAUGCUUAAAAGCUGCCAAGGAUGGAAGUAUCUUUCUCCCCUUUGGAAUCAGGCCAUUUUGGGACAGCUUUUAUCAUUGGAGAUUUCUUCCUCAUUUCAGUCUCUUUGCUUUUUGCUCUUUGCUCCUUAUUCUGCCCUGUGGGACCAGAUCCCUAUGACAGCCCUUCAAACACUGGAGAACAGCUGUUGUAUCUCUUCUCAAUAGUCCCCUUUCCCUAAGUCUUUGUGUCUGCUUCAAGCUAAACAUCCUUCACCUGAUUCUCAUAUAGCAUGUUCCUUCCAACUCUAAAAUCCUAUGAUGCUAUUAAAAACAUUUUGCUUUAUUAUGAGUUAUCCAAAAUAAGCCCCUACCCAAAAGAUUUCUUCUUUUUGCUUUUGAAUCAUUAGAUCAAAAGUUAGAUUCUUAAUGUUGAGUGUUAAAAACUUCUGUAAAUGAAGUAUAUCUGUUCUAAUGAGAAAAUUCGUGAUAGAUGUAAAAACAAGAGACAGAUAAAUUUCUAAGAUGUCUGGAAAAGGACAAAUUAUUGCAAAUAUAAAAUGUUAACAUCAAAUAUAUUCACAAAAUAUGUGAUAAGUUUUUUUGAGCAAAAAUAUGGGUUAAGGUUACAUGGAGAUUAAGAGACAACAACCCCAGAGGAUAGGGAGAUCUAGAAGCAGCCGGUAGAGAUGUGCCAGCAAUUCAAGACAGUAGGCCAUGACCAAACCCCUCUGGAUUGUUCACCCUUAGAAUUUGGAGGCCACAUCACCCCAAAAUGCUUAAAGGGAAUUGCUAUGGGUUCUCUUAUGAAACCAAAGGCAAGACUUAUACAACCAUUACCUACAAGAGUUCUCAAUUAAAAAGCUUUUAAUGUAUUUGUGCAAUAUUUUUGAAGAGACAUUCAGUAUACUAAAUGUUAUUUAAUAAUGGCCUAUGUAAUAUCUGUCCUAUGUGUAGUGCUUUUUAAGUUUUACAAAAUAUUUUCUUUAACUUUUAACAAUUUUGAUAAAUGAGUACUAUAACUAUCUCUAUUUUACAGAAAGAAAAUGAGGUUCACGUUAGGUGAUUUGCCCAAUAAUACAGCUUAUCUCAAUUGCUUCUUAGAAUAUAUGAUAAUAAUGUUCUAGAGUUAUAUAAUUAAGUGAACGAGAGUCAGUUAUUGAAUGUGCAUUGAAUACUAUCAAUAGAACAAAACGUUUUUCAACAGUUAAUAAAGCAUUUGUAUAGCUUUAAGGUUUGCUAAGUGCUUCAUAUAAGGAUUUAAUUUGAACCUUACCAUAAUUCUGUAGGUAAGUAUUACAGGCACUCAUCCCCAUCUUAUAGGUGGAGUAACUAGUCUCAGAGAAGUGAAAUAAUUUGCCCUGAUCAUAUAAUUUAACAAGUUUUGGAGGCAUGUUUUGAACCCAGAAUCCUAUUGGUUAUAGCACACUGCUGCAACAAAAUGCUACUUUUUAGUUCUCAGUCAUGGUGUUUCACAAAGCAUUAAUACUUUAAUGUGUUUGUCCUUUUGCUACAAUUUAAGAUCAGCCAGAAAAAAUAGUUUCUUGAUAUGUAGCUGCAGUAGUCUUUUUUCUUUAUUUCUUCCUAAAAGAAUUUAGCAUUAACUAUAUGACACAAAGCUAGAAGCAACAGAUGAUUGUCAAAAAUUCAAGAUCACCAGUAAAUCUUGAAGCAUCAAUUAUGGUUUUCAUAAAUUAUGAAAGCCAGUGGAAUACUUUAACUGCCUGAUAGAAAGAUAAAAGCAUAGCAGAUGAAAGCCUGGGGAGAGGGGAGAGAAAGAUGAGGAGAUGGUAGUGGGACAGAAAAAAUGCUGUAUUUCACGUUUAUAUGGAAUUUAGGAUAGGAAACUAGUGAAAUUGUGAAAAGGGGGGGAGGAGCCACAAGCAGAGGGAAGGAAAUGUGCAUUUGUCUAGCCUUUACUAACAUGUGCCAGGCUCUAUGCUAAGUGCUUCACAAAUAUCUCAUUUGAUAUCUUAACUAUGGGAAGUUUGACGCUAUGGUGCUCUCCAUUCUAUAGUUGAAACUGAGGCAAACAAGUUAGUUAAGUGAUUUACCCUAUCAAGAACACUAUCAAAAUCUGAAUCUGGAUUUGAAUUCUGGUCUUCCUGACUCCAGACCCAAUCUUUGUUCUUCUAUGAGCCACCUAGUUCUUAAUGAAGGACCAUUUAGGGGAGAAGCAGAUAAUAUCUGGUUAUUAAAGAAACCCCCUUGGAAGUUAGAAGAAAAUAGAGAUGGGGAAGAAGUUUCUCAGGAUCUUUUAUACAGUUGGGUAGGGGAGUGGACUCAAAUAGUAACUGGUCUAUUUGAAAUUAGAAAUUGAAUUUUAGAAGGCAUCUAAUUAUAGCAAGGGACUACAACAUAAGCAACUGCUUCCCAAAGUGAAGAAAUUUAUGUUAAUAGGAAAAACUAAUGCUCCCCAAGAAAGGUCAUAGUACUAAUAAUAGCAAUGCAAUAAAUCCUUCCAAGAGUAGAUUUUCCUCUGUGAGGCCAUAUAAAUUGAGAGAGUCUUUAGUUAUAACUUUGGUAUCCAGCAGCAGUACCGACCUUUUAACUGUCCUCCUCCAGCCUGGAAGUUUUCCAGAAUCGCUAGUAAAUUGCAGGCCUCAUGAUGGUUUGCCUUUUCUGUUGGAUGCUACACAAAGAUUCUCUGGGAUUGGUGGCAAGUGAUUGUUUAUCCCUUAUGAAUCGUUAGCCUCACAAUAGCAAGAGUAAGCCCUUUAACUUUUUUCUCAUUUCCCUUUUAUUCAGUAAAUUGGGUAGAGAAAUGAGUCUUUUUCUAUUUUUUUCAAACAUCUCCACCCAGGUCAAUAAUGUAUUGCAUUAGAUUGCAUUUCCUCUCAUUGGUAGAUCCUGUACUUGAUUCUCGUGCGAAGUUUUACUCAUAGCAGUCCUCAUCAAUUGUAUUUGAAUUGUUUCUGAGCCUAUGUAGUCUGUGAUGUGUUGUACUUGAUCUGAGGUUUGCAAACUACAUUGUAAAAAUAAGAGAUUGUUAGAUAUGACAGGCAUAAUCAGGGAAUACUUGAAAUGCUUGUUACAUGUUAAAUUUGAUACAUCUAAGAAUAAAGGGGCCACAACAAUACUUUAAUGGCAGUCAGUGCAGCUGUAUCAUAUUUGCAAUAUUUAAACACAUAUUGAAAAAAUAUCGGGACAACUUUUCAACUGGAGGUAGGGGAGUGAAUCCCUGAAAGUUUCAUAGGGCCAAGGACCUCUAGUUUUGCCUUUAUAGGAAAGUACAUAUGGGGGGAAGGAGGGAGUUGAUUAUUUUCAAUCCGGUAUAUUGCAUAUUUAUUCUAGAUAGAUAAUUCCAGUUGCUGGAACAAAUUAUGAGCAUUUUCUAGAUUCAAUUUUGAGAAUUCCCCAGUUCAACAAACACUGUUGAAUAUCUAUCUUCUCUGACCCCCUAUGUUUGGAUAUACCAGUAAUGAGAAUGCCAGUACAGAUUUGUCAGAAAACUGCAGAACUGCCAACAGUCAUUCAUUGGAGGCAGCAUGGUGGAAGAAAUGGAAGGCUGACUUUGGGAAUCAGAAAGACGUCAUUUCUGGUCAUGACAAUACAUACUACAUUGUGACCAUGAGUAAAUUAUUUGUCAGUUCCGUAGGAUGUAGGCCUCUCUGAUUAAACCAUAGAUUUCUGAUAUAAAAGGGUGAGUUGUACGUACACCAUGGAAUCACAGCUCCAAAUCAAAACAAUCCCACUAAGUCAUAACUGAAAGCAUUGGUAUUAAGUUAUUUUUAUUUUCUUAAAGGAUUCAUGUGAAUUUUUAAUAUUCUAUCAGGCGAUUGUUACUCUAAAAAGUUUUAUAAAGUUCUAUUAAACUAUCAUUCUUAAUAGCCUUUAUGUGAGUUCCCAAAAAACUAUUCAUCUAGGGUGGUUUUCCAAUGAUUAACAAUUUAAAAUGUAAAAUUGAAAAUGUGUUAGAGGACUUUUGGAAAUGAUAAAAUUGGGGAUAGUGGAAUGGAAGUAGGACUUUUUUCAUGAAGAGGAACAGUAAUUGACUCAGUUGCAAUGUCACAGUCAUAGACCAAGAUGGCCAUGGAAUACCGUUGGCCCCUUUGACACACUCUCUCUUCAGCAGUGGAAAGAGAAUGGGGGCAGGGAAGAUAAGUUCUGGGUACAACUUUCUGCUACUGACAUAACACGGAGUAAUGGAAAGAAAACUGGAUUUGAAAUCUGAAGAUCUUCAUUUAAAUGCUGACAAACUUUCUAGGCUGUAGUUUCUUCAUCUGUAGAGGGAUAGAGUUGGAUUAGUUAAAUUCUGAAAUCAUUCCAGCUCUCAAUCUGUGUGCCACAGCAUGUUCUUCCAUGGUCACCCACAGCCCACUGAUAACCCAGCUUAUGUUUGAUCAAUGGGACUAAGGCCUGUAUUAGUGGAUUGAUAUACAAAGAAGCAGCAUUCAAAUAAAAUGGGGCAAACAGAAAGGUCCUCUAAUAAGAUCCCUUUUCUGACAUGCCAUUUACUGCCAUAAUUUGAGUAAAAGUUCCCUGCUAUUUUCCUUUUCUACAGAAAACUAGCUUGAAUGUCUAGCUCACUGCCCUUUUUAGUCCACUCUCUUUCCAUCCUAAGUUUAGGCUGAGUUGUCUUUAUCAGUUCUCUAAGUUCUUGAAAUAGAAGCCUCAAUCUGAGUUUCAUUUAGAUCUGCCUCCUUCAGCAUCAGUUUGGGACUUCUUAUAACCACAUGAUGUUUACUUGGUCACUGUUGCCCCGGGAUUGUCCAAAAUACAUAAAUAGCUUUCUUUUGGUUCUGGCCACUAGGUUUUCCACCUCCAUCUGCACAUUAGUUUUCCCUGCCAUUUUAAUGCUCUUCUAGUGUACUCAUGUGGGCUAAUUGCUCAGCAUCUCCAUUCAAUUGGGCCUCUCUUCCCUUCCCUUCUCUAAAUCUAAUGCAUAGAUAUUGUUAUAUAACAAACUGGACAAGAACCACUAUUUUUUUUUUUUUUUUUUUUUUUUUUUUUUUUUUUUUUUUUGGCUAUGAUGCCAUUAACACAUUGUAAGAUAACUCAUCUAGAAGCAGGGUAUCCUGCCAGAAUCUUGUUCCUUGAUAAACAAUAUCAUUAUGGGUAUAAAAUCCAUUCAUUGCCAUGUGUAGCCUUGGAUAAAUUGCCAGCCAUAUUUAAUGGAGGACCUGUGAUUUCCUCAGCAAUGAAGUUAUUAACCUCAUUCAUAAGUUAGUACUUCAGUCUUAGGGAGUUGUCUAAGGUACUAUUAGGUUCAGUGAUUUACCCAUAGUGACGCAUUUAGAGAAACCUUUAGAGACUUAGAAAUUCAUGGUUUUUCACUGAACUAUUUCUGGACAAGGGUGCCAAGAAAAUUAAUUCCAAUACCUCAAGAAUCUGGUAUUUACCAGGAUACAUGUAUCCUGGACAUAGCAACAAUCCUCAGAACUGAACUUGCAGGUAGAUCACUAUUUUUUGUGAUAGUCACAAAUGCAGUCCAGUAGUCAAAAUGAAGAUUAAUUCUCCAAAUCAUAAAAUCUGAACUUUUGACAUUUUAAUGAAAGAAAAUAUACCUUUAAAAAGUAAUAGUAAUUUCUUGACUAUUUUCCCUUCAGUCAACAUUCAUAAAUUGCCUAUUCGUACAAGGACACAAAGACAAAAACCAAAGUUCUGCUCUUGAGGAGCUUAAUCUACUAAGAGGAGACAACACAUUUGUCUGUAUAUACAUGUACAUAUUUAAAUAUGUAAUUACUGAGAUAAGGGGGGAGACACUAGUAGCUGAUAUCAAAAAGUUGUAUUUAUGUUGAACCUUGCAGAAAGCCAGAGAUUCUUAUAGCAUGAGGGACAGCCAGUGCAAAAGCAUGAGAUAGGAGAUGGGGUAUAUAAUUAAUAGCAAGGAUGAUUUGGCAGUAGUGAACAUUUAGUAGAAUACUAUGUAAUGAGGCCAAAAAAGUUGAAUACAAGCAAAUGUCUAAGGGUUUUGAACCAACAGGAACCACUGGAAUUUAUUGGGGAGAAUGGUAAGGUCAAUUAUACUUGCCCUCUAGGAAAAUGCUUUGCAACUGUGUGAAGAAUAGAUUAGAGGAGUAGGGAGAAACUUGACACAGGAGAACCCAUUAGAAGGCAUUGGAAAUGAUCCAAAUGAGAAGUAGACAUGAAGUUGACAAAUCCUGGACUGGGGUGCUGGUUACAUGAGAAAAAAUGUAGAUCCCAGAGAUGUUAUGAAGAAAGAAAAAUUUUGCAACUGAUAAACAUUAGGUGAGUAAAAAAUAAUCAAGGAUGCAAAUCUUGAGUGACUGGAAGUAUAGCAGAACCCUAGACAGAAGUAGUAUGAUGAUGAUAGCUAAUAUUUAUAUAGUUCUUUAAGGUUUAUAAAGCACUUUACAAAUAAAUUAUCUUAUUUGAUCCUCACCACAGGCCUGGAAAGUAGAUGAUAUUUCCAGUUUUACACAUGAGGAAACCGAGGCAAACAAAAGUGACUUGCCCAGGCUCACACAGCUAGUAAGAAGCUACACCUGGUUUUGAACUCAAAUCUUCUGACUCCAGGUCCAGCACUCUAGUUACUUUACCACCCGGCUAUGUUGGGAGAAAUAACUGUUCUGUCAACUUGUUGAAUUUGAGAUGCCUGUGAGGUAUGCAGUUUGAAAUAUUCAGAAGUCUGAUAUAAAGGGGAAAAACACUAGGACUGGAGAUGGUGAUUUAAUCCAUGGUUCUUGAUGACAUCACCAAAGAGCAUCUGGAGAUAGAAAAGAGGGUACUUUCUCAUUUGGGGCUGAACGUGGGACACAUGCAUGUAUGGGAUAGAAUAUAGAUGGUAGGCCAGAAAAAGAUCCUGAGAAGAAGCAGACAGGGAGAGGAAAUGAAAGAACAGUGUCCAAAAGGCUGGAGAAGCAUAGUGGAGGACAGAGUGCUUUAAUGUCAAAUGCUGCAGAAAAGUAAAGGAGGAAGAUUAUUGAGAAAUGAACAUAAAUCACUGGUAAUAUACCAGUUUUAGUUGAAUGAUAUAAUCAAAAGCCAGAUUACAAAGAAUUAAGGUUACAGGAAAGGAAAGAGCAUCAGUCACUUUUGGUAUGGUCCACUGUGCCUAGGUACUAGAAUUACUAGUUGUAGAAACCACAGAUUUAAAAAAGAAACUCCUUUUAUUAAGAGUUUGAAAAUUUAAUGAGAAAUAUAAAAUGACAAAGAGGAUCUUCAGAUGGCAGAGACCUGGGCAUAAUUGCCAGCCUUAGAGAAAAGGGAAAAAUUAAUGAAAUGGGAGAAAUGGGAUAUUUUUGGUCUCUUGUGUAUUCAUAAAAUUUGUAGUUGUCAUUCUCUAGAUCCUUUUGUUUUCAUUGUGUUACUUUAUGUGUUAUUACAUAUUUCAUAUUUUUGUAGCUCAAUAAUGUUCCAUUAUAGAUAAUACAGUUCUGUUGUUGAGGUUUUUUCCCUACUCUAAUCUUUGAUUUCAUAGGUUGUUUCCAGUUUUUUCACUAUUACAAAUAAAACAGCUAAAAUAUUUUGAACAGAUUAGCCUUUUAUAAUGAUUUAUUUAUGCUGAAGGCCUAGGAAAGGGAUAAUGAGAUAAAGUAUAUGGUUAAUUUUGUAAUCUUCUACAUUAUUAAAUUGUGCUCCAAAUAGAUUGCACACAAUUUAUAGUUCUCCAAAAGGACAUUUUGUUGUAAUGGAAAGUUUAAAAUUUGGAAUAAGAAAGCUUGAGUUCAAGUUGAAUGAUCAAUUUAAAUGCCUAAAAAAACCCCAACAAACUACAAAAUUAUUCAUUAAAUGGACUAAUGUAUUUAUCUGAGUUCUGGAAGGUAUUUACCUUCCAAAAAUCAUCUGAUUUUCUAUUCAACAAAUGGAAGGAAUGAUUGAGAGAAAUAUUUGAUUACAUUAAAAUAAGUUUAUAAUAAGAAAAAUAACAGUUUGGGGUAAACAAUAAAUGGCAAAAAGUGACAUCUAAAAUGUAUGAAGUACUGUUAUAUAAAGAUAACCCCCCAUCCCAAUAAAUAUUCAAGGCAUAGAAAUAAUUUUCAAAGGAAAAAAAUGUUAACCAUUUGGGGAAAAGUCUAAUAUCAUUAAUAAACAGAUUCAAAUUAAAACAAUUCUAUACUACUAGCUCAUAUCCAUCUAAUUGGGAAAAAAAUGAAUAAACGAAUGCUUGUGAAUUUCUUCAAAUGCCUAGAAUUCUGAAAAACAAUAUGGCAGCUAAAAGAA
Molecule: messenger RNA, 14479 nt
Organism: Sarcophilus harrisii (Tasmanian devil)
Lineage: Eukaryota; Metazoa; Chordata; Mammalia; Dasyuromorphia; Dasyuridae
Gene: KPNA1
Product: karyopherin subunit alpha 1
Exons: 13
Coding region: 386-1819 (477 amino acids)
Biological process (GO): postsynapse to nucleus signaling pathway; NLS-bearing protein import into nucleus
Cellular component (GO): nucleus; cytoplasm; nucleoplasm
Molecular function (GO): nuclear import signal receptor activity; protein binding
Source: RefSeq, a predicted model, not a curated record